AAUUGAUGUUCUUCGCAACCUUUUCAACCGCUUUAAGAUGAAGACUUCCAAACCUUACCCCGCCCAUGCCCGCAGCUCCGCCCGACGGCCUCCGUGCCUCCUCCCACUCCUAGCCGGUGCGCCUCCCCUCCCCACCCCGAUCCACCUUCAUCCUCCGCCGGCGCCGCACCUCCCCUCCCCAUCCGGCUUCUUCCCAUGCCGGUACCGCACCGGCCGUUCGGCCGUCGAUCCACCCCGCCGCCGCUCUGGGCUGGCGCCGCCCCUGCCCUGCAUCGCCGCUGGCCUGGCUUCCGCGACCGGUUCCCUGCAUCGCCGCCGGCCUAGGCUAGCGCCGCCCCUGCCCUGCAUCGCUCCCGACGUAGCCGGUGCCCCCAGGAUCGCCUUCGUCGAUUUUGGAUGUGUGCGGUAUCACUGCAGUACGCUUCCGGGCGUUGCAGCAACUGUUAGCGGGCAUUGCAGAUGGUGGCAGCAUGCAGUUUGGCUGGACAUGGGUUGCAGUUGCCUGUGACGACGAGGAGGGUCACCUCUCGCUAUAGUGCAGUUUGUUUAUUUAUGUGUGAAUAAAUUUUGUUUUAUGUAUGAAGUGCAUUUCAAUUGUUAGAGAAAACUGUGAACAUCGCCGGAGGAAAAACAAGGCAUUGCCUGAUGCAGUUCGGCUGGGAGACCUUUGUGGCUCAAAACAAAAUGGAGUUCAGUUUUGCAGUGAAGUGCAUGUGUAAAAGUACAAAUGGGCUUGUUGUUUUGGAGCAUUUCAUUUUUAUUUGCAUUUUAAAAAAGUGGUUAUGC
Triticum urartu is the source of this 786-nucleotide messenger RNA. The record is from RefSeq and is a predicted model, not a curated record. Lineage: Eukaryota; Viridiplantae; Streptophyta; Magnoliopsida; Poales; Poaceae.